Molecule: messenger RNA, 3559 nt
Organism: Salmo salar (Atlantic salmon)
Lineage: Eukaryota; Metazoa; Chordata; Actinopteri; Salmoniformes; Salmonidae
Gene: fam120b
Product: family with sequence similarity 120 member B
Cellular component (GO): nucleus
Source: RefSeq, a predicted model, not a curated record
UUUGUCUCUAACGUGCUGACGCAACUCCGCGUCCAGUUCAAAACAGGAAGUGAUCCUAUCUGCUGAAGACUAGCUAGCACACAUGCUGCCACGUUAUCUUAACGCCGAAGUAACAGGAAUGGGUGUAAAAGGCUUGCAGUAUUUUAUGGAGAAAUGUUGUCCAGAAACCUGUGUGAUGGUGGACUUCAGGGAGAUGGCAAGGCAGCAUGUCAACAGCCACCAACAGGGCAGUAGCACCACUCUUCCUACACUGGUGGUGGAUGGCAUGGCCUGUCUGAGGCACUGGUAUAGCUGUCAAGCCUGGGUGUAUGGUGGUCAGUGGAAAGAGUAUAUGCAUUGCCUGAAGGAGUUUGUUGGUGCAUUCACGACUGCAGGUAUCCGACUUGUGUUUUUCUUCGACGGGGUAGUGGAAGAAGAGAAACGGGCGGAGUGGGUGAAUCGGCGACUGAAGGUGAACGAGGAGGUUGCCAAGGUGUUCCGCUAUUUAAAGUUUCAUGGUCAACAGCCUGGCCAGGAGCUGUUCUGCCUCCCCUCAGGGCUGGCCACCUUCUCUCGCUUUGCCCUCAAGUCUCUGGGCCAGGAGACCUGGUGCUCUGUUCGCGAGGCCGACUAUGAGAUCGCCAGCUUUGCACUCCGUCACAACUGUAUGGGCAUCCUGGGGCAGGACACAGACUUCAUCAUCUAUGGCUCAGUCCCCUAUCUGUCUGUGGCUCAGCUAAGGCUAGACACCAUGACCACUGUGCUGUUUUCCACAGACAAACUGUGCCACGCCCUCCAGCUGCAGAAGAGUGAGCUCCCUCUGCUCGCGUGUCUCCUUGGUAAUGACGUGGUGCCAGAGCAGCGGAUGCAGCGGCUGCGUAGCGAUGCCUUGGCAGCUUACAGGAGGAAACAUCCACAGUCUCCACCUCAAGGGGAGAAGAUUUAUGCUGUAGCAGAUUUCAUCAGUAGCAACAAGCUGUCCAGAGAGGGAGCCCAUGGUGUUAGCUGUCUGCCUCUAACAGAUAGAGAGGUUCUGGAGAAAGGAGUACUGUACUAUCUACUUCCUGGUCAACAGCCGCUAUGGGACAUUAGUGAUACCUCUCCUCGUAGCCCCGUGUGUCUGAUGAAGAGCUACUUGAGUCCUGACAUCCUCCAGGCAGCCAAAGAAAAGCACAUGCGAGCAGAGUGUUUUAUGGUAUACAAUGUACUGUAUGAUGGUGUGGUGGAAUGCAGUAAUACACUUGAAGACGGGGAUGAUGCUGAGCUCAUUCCACAGGCAAUUGUGUAUCAACCUUGCAGAGAACGCAUCUACGGCAUUCUGUUACCCACAAAUCCAGACAGUGGUGGACGGGCCCCAACCGUGAGGGAAUGGUUUGUUUUUCCUGGAAACCCACUAAAGGACCCCAAAGUAGUCUCUCCCUUGCCCCUGAACCACUCUGAUUUGAAGCGUUUAUGGUUUGGGAAGGACUCCGAAACAAAAGGCCUCCGCAUCUCCACCUUCUUGGCUGUAUUUGAGUUGGAUGAAUUCUCAGUGGAGCAUGAUCGUCUGGAUGGCUCUUUGAUGGCUGUGCUGUGCCUUGUGACUUACAUUGCCAUGCAGGUGGGCCACCUCUCCUUGGAAGACAUAGAUGCAUAUCUCAGCCAAGCUAUCUGUGUCAGGUACAAAUCCUACACAGAACUGCUUCACACAAGGGUCUCUCAUGUGGAGCCCCGGGCGGUUCAGCUGGGCUCUCUGUUUGUCCGAGGGCUGACCCACCUGGUGGCCGCCAACAGUGCUUGCGGAUGCCCCUUCCCCAUGGAGCAGCUGAUGCCCUGGAACACCUUUGACGGCCUGCUCUUCCACUCAAAGUAUCUGCUGGCUCACUCAGGGAGGCCUCAGGAGGAGCUGCUGGAGGGCAAUGCAUCCUGGGUGUCCCUGUUCCGUUUUCUGAGAGAGCUGGUCCUGGGAAUCUGCAGCAGCCGUGGCCAGACCAUCCAGUCCAGACCACGGAUAACACAUCCCGGAUGUGAUCUAUAUUAGGUAACAUAACAAGACAACCAAAUUAUAACAUCCCAGGACCAGCCUGUUACAAAGUCCUCAACCCCCACUGCUCAUCUGGCAUCCAGCGUACUGUGGUUCUCUUUGGAGAUUAAAAGAACCCGGACGGAAAAAUCUGUUUGUUCUCUUGACAUUGAACAACACGUGAAAUAUGAACUACAUUUUCUUUAGCUUUGGUUGGUUUUGCUUGGGCUGCAAUGAUUUGAUUUGUGAUGUCUGCUCUUUGUCCAAACACAGUAUUUGAAUGAAUGUAUGAUACCCUAUUUCUGUGGGCCACAAAUACUAUGAGAUAUUGAGCGUGGAAAGGAGGCUUAAGUUUGGAAUAAGCGACUAGUUCUGUAAACAAAAUCUAACAAACUCAAAAUAAGUGUUGAAGUAUAGAUGGGAAUGGGAACUUGUCCCAAACAGUCAUGCUUAGUAGGGCCAAGACAAUACCAGUAUCUCCAUACUCCUUAGUAUCGUAGCAAGGAAACAAAACAUGAAGCGGAUUUAAAUUAUUUAGGAAAACAGGGUCUAAUGUUGGAAACAGACAUCGUUAUGUUGUCAUCCAGUCACAUGUAUUUAUUUUCCAAGCUAUAGGGCACAAUAUUUGACAUACAGCAGGUUUUUAAACGGAACAAAAGAGUUUCGUCUGCUUUGUGUUUUCAUUUUUGCCAUGGAAAAUAUAUUGAGAUAUUGGUAUCGUCACAGCCCUACAAUAAGCCCUACAAUGCUUUUCAGUAAAAAAUUGUUAUGCUCCCAGAAUAUUGAGUUCCUCUGAGGUGAAACAAACAUUCUGACCUUAAUAACAUAAUGAGGCCCCUCUAAUCAUUAGAGUGGCUAAGUAAAAACAAGACAAAAACAGAGCCACCACGACCAUGCGUGUGUGUCUGCCUGCAUGCGUGUGUCUGCCUGCAUGCUUGUGUGUCUGCCUGCAUGCGCGUGUGAGGCCGAUGUUUUAAGAACUGCCUUUUUUUCCCCUUUCGUUUUUGUUUGUCUCCUUGCCAAUGUUCACUUUAAGUCUCUUGUCUUUCAUACAAGUAUUGUCCUGAGUUUAUAGAUCCCAUACGCUGAAAAAAACCAGUUUUUUACUCCUUUUAUUCAGUGUACACAAAGGUAUGUCUUCAAUAUAUGUCUUAGACUCAACCAGUAAUCAUUACCCAAGGGUUGUGGGGAGAUGGUGGUGGCGCUUUGCGAGCACAGAAUUGUAUGGUUUGUGUUUGGAGUGAUUCUUAAUGUUUCGUCUCCACAGCGAAAUAUUUAUACCGAGACUCUGAAACUCAUAAUUAACAGAGCAUUUAAAUAUUUUGUGUGGUGUUUUCCUCAGGGAAGCAUGUGGAUCACAGCGAGCAGUGGAGGGAAAGAGGAGCCCCAUCGGGACAGCAUGGUCCCUCUCCUCAACGCUACAGACCCCAGACCAGAUCCCCAUCAGGACAGCAUGGUCCCUCUCCUCAACGCUACAGACCCCAGACCAGAUCCCCGUCAGGACAGCAUGGUCCCUCUCCUCAACGCUACAGACCCCAGACCAGAUCCCCUUCAGGACAGCAUGGUCCCUCUCCUCAA